Zymoseptoria tritici IPO323 is the source of this 2299-nucleotide messenger RNA. RefSeq names its product actin-related protein, ARP8 class. Bases 146 to 2299 code for a protein of 717 amino acids. The record is from RefSeq and is a predicted model, not a curated record. Gene Ontology annotation, cellular component: Ino80 complex. NCBI's taxonomy places the organism in Eukaryota, Fungi, Ascomycota, Dothideomycetes, Mycosphaerellales, Mycosphaerellaceae. Gene Ontology annotation, biological process: regulation of DNA-templated transcription; double-strand break repair. The transcript is spliced from 4 exons.
CUCGAGGAGCAAUCACGUCUGAACUAUUGAACGGUCUUACCUGUGGUCUGCUCCUCCUCACGUGCUCUCAUUGAUGAAAUCCUGGUGAUCGAGACGGAGAUUUGGUCCUCCUUUUUCCACAUACAUUGCUGAGAAGCCUCUCACAAUGGUGGGCAAAAAAUCAGGCCGCGCGCUCUUGCGCGAAGAGGGGCUACAAAGAACCGACAACAACAUGGACUUAACAUCAUGGCCGCAAGUUGGCAUGAUCAACCAGAAGAACUACUACACUGAGUUCUUGAAACGCGAUGAUCAGGUUCUGGCACUUCGUUUACAACAAGAGGAGCGGCUUGACCGCCGAAAGAAAGCAGCCGUCGACCUUGACCGGGCUCGAGCACAGAACGGUCAAGAAGGACCUUUUCCAGACGCGGAUCCAGAUCUCGAUGAGGACGAUUCCAUGGAAGAUGUGGACGGCGAGAAUUACGGCUCGAAGACCAUUAUCAUUCACGUCGGCAGCCAGAACCUGCGUUUGGGAUUCGCUACAGAUGCCUUGCCCAAGACCGUGCCAAUGGUCAUUGCCCGCAGAGCUGAUCACACAGAAGCAGAGGAUUCCGAGCCCGUGCCCAAGAGGAUCAAACUUGAUGAGGAUGCACCUUCGGAAACAUGGUUUGGUGAAGACUUUGCAAAGGAGUACGAGACCAUGGCCGCAAACUUCAAACAAUUGCGGCGGCAGAACAAGCGUCGAGUCUUGCCAAACUCCCGCGAGCUGGUCACAAAGUGGAACAGCGUGACCCAGCCGGAGCUCAUCUCGGAGCACAACGACCCUCUACGGAUAGACUGGACGGAACUGCCACCCAAAGCUGCCGAUGCUCCCAAUUACGUUGUCGGCGAGGCUGCUCUUCGCAUUCCAGAGAAGUCAAGACCAAAGUAUCGCCUCAAGUGGCCCGUUCGACAUGGAUGGCUGAAUGAAAAAGACUAUCCCAGCCGAACGACACUCCUUCGCGACUUUUUUCUGAUCAUCGAGGAAAGCAUCAAGACCCAACUCGACGUACCGAACAAAAAGGACUGGAAUCAAUACAGUUGCGUCUUCCUCAUCCCAGAUCUAUACGAGAAGACACUGGUAGCCACAGUCCUUCAGGAACUCAUCCGUGACUUUGGGUUUUCACGCGUCUGUUUCAUGCAGGAGUCACUUGCUGCAACUUUUGGUGCCGGAUUCAGUACGGCAUGUAUAGUCGACAUGGGUGCGCAAAAAACGACAGUGUGCUGCAUCGAGGAUGGCAUGUGCUUUGAGGAGUCGCGAAUAAACCUGAAAUACGGAGGCUACGAUGUGACGGAAACAUUCGUCAAGAUGAUGCUGUACGACCGCUUCAACUACGAUGACAUCAAUCUCAUGCGAAGACACGAUUUCCUGCUUGCCGAGGAAUUGAAGGAGAGAUUUACGACUCUUCAGGAUGACAACAUCAGCGUCCAGCUGUACGACUUCCACCUUCGCGCACACGGUCAGGAAACGAGAAAGUAUCAGUUCAAGCUGUACGACGAAGGAUUUCUGGCCCCGCAAGGAUACUUCAAGCCGGAAAUCUUCUCCAACGAAGAGAAACUCGCAGGACGACGCAAGCUCAUUGGGAGAUCGCUAGAUCUGUAUGACGGAUCACCGAAUGAUCCCAUGUCUGCCGCUCAGAAAGCUGUGUACAAUCAUGUCCAGAAGAGCAUUCCCUCUGCUGUAUUGGACGCACCAGCGAAACCCGCAAGUCUCCUUGCAACACCUCUAGCCGCUGCAACACCGAGCAAACAUCGACCACUCGCCAUUCCAAGUCAUCUGAACGGCGAAAAUGAGGCAACGCCUCGAUCAUCAGUCGCCGGAUCGCCGCCUCCCGAUGAUGCCGGCACGCCUGCUCCCAACGGAGAGGGAGCGAACGGCAGCGAAGAUGCGGACCAGAUUGCCGGCGUCUACGACCUGUCCGAGCGAAUCAUCCCAAUCAUGAGCUUGCACGAUGCCAUCAUAACCUCCAUCGAACAUGCGAGCAACGGCGACGAACGCAAGAGGCGGGACUUCCUCGGCAGCAUCAUGCUCACAGGCGGUGCAUCCAAGACACCGAAUUUGCAGAGUCAUCUAGAGCUCCAACUACGCGCCGCGAUGCCGCAGUAUCCCAAGGAAAUUUUGGUCGCUCCGCCGCCUCGAGAUCUGGAUCCAUCUGUCAUCGCCUGGAAAGGCGGGAGUGUUUUCGGUAAGCUGAGGAUGACCAACGACAGCUGGAUCUCAGGUCUGGAGUAUGAUCGGUUGGGCAGCAGGAUUUUGAAUUACAAGUGCAUGUGGCACUGGUAG